AUGGCGGCCGUGCAAUCCACCUCAAAAAUCCGUAAGCCGUCCUUCGUCGAGGUUCAGGGGGUCCUUGCCCCGUGGAACUGCGACGUAAGCCAUGUCCUCUUUGCCAUUAUGUACCGUCCUUACCCUGGAGACGUCAUUGUCGCCUCGUACCCCAGAUGUGGUGGCAUCUGGGUCAGCUUGCUGCUCUAUAUGCUUACACACGACGCCAAACAACCGGAGGACCAGAAGGCCUUCUUCCAGGACUGCCUCUUCCUCGAAGAGCUGGGCCGGAAGGUUGAAGACGUGGCACCGCCGCGAAAACUCCAGACGCACUUGCCCGCCAAGAAACUGAGGCUGAGUUCCGCUGCAAAGUACAUCUACGUUGUCCGAAGCUACAAGGACUGUUGCGUGUCCCUGUACGACUUCAUGAUCACCAAGGCCGCUGACUACAGGUUCAAGGACGGCACCUUCGACGAGUACUUUCAGAGUUUCAUCGACGGUACCAUGGAAAACAAUGACUACUUCGACCACCUCGUCUCUUGGUGGGCGCACAAGAACGACCCCAACUUUUUUUUCGUCCUCUUGGAAAACCUGAAGAACAACUUCGAGAAGUGCGUCGUGGAGAUGGCCGAGUUUCUGGAGGGACGAGCGGCGAGGCUGGUACGAGACGCCGAAAAGCUGAAGAGAAUCGUCGAUCUGGGCACCUUCGACUGCUCCAAGCUGGAACGAGACAGAGGGCUGGACUUUUUAAAGGAAGGCGACUGCUUCAUGAACUGCGUUAGUUGUGUCGACGAAUACUGGAAGGCAAGACUGACGGAGAAACAGUCCGAAAGUCUCGACCUCAAGUUUUACGAGAAGACCAUGGGAACACCACUCGAAGAGCUCUUUCGAAAGAGCUCUUGA
Molecule: messenger RNA, 882 nt
Organism: Ixodes scapularis (black-legged tick)
Lineage: Eukaryota; Metazoa; Arthropoda; Arachnida; Ixodida; Ixodidae
Product: sulfotransferase ssu-1-like
Exons: 1
Coding region: 1-882 (293 amino acids)
Biological process (GO): sulfation
Cellular component (GO): cytoplasm
Molecular function (GO): sulfotransferase activity
Source: RefSeq, a predicted model, not a curated record